This is a messenger RNA of Engraulis encrasicolus (European anchovy), 5842 nucleotides long. RefSeq names its product ral guanine nucleotide dissociation stimulator-like 2 (gene rgl2). Bases 1700 to 3739 code for a protein of 679 amino acids. Gene Ontology annotation, biological process: positive regulation of GTPase activity; Ras protein signal transduction. Gene Ontology annotation, cellular component: plasma membrane. The transcript has 19 exons. Gene Ontology annotation, molecular function: guanyl-nucleotide exchange factor activity. The record is from RefSeq and is a predicted model, not a curated record. Lineage: Eukaryota; Metazoa; Chordata; Actinopteri; Clupeiformes; Engraulidae.
AGGGAGGGUGGCGCAGAUGGCAGCCAUGACCUGGUACAAGUGUAUCCUGUUUCCUGUGUUUGUCCACUCUCAUUACGGGCUUCCUGCAGAGCGCAGUGCAGUGGCGGACAGAGGAGCAGAAAAGAGAGGAGAGGAGAGGAGAGGAGGUGAGAACAGAGGAGAAGAGAGCAGGGCAACAAGGGUGGGGGGCAGGGGGGUGACUACAAAGGAGAGACGAGCGUUGAAAGCAGUGUAGUCUUGCGAUAGAACAAGGCUUGGAGAAGAUGAAAUGUUUAAGAAGUAACUUUGUGCAACCUGUGUCGAAGUAUUUAACUAGAAAAGUGCUCCGAGAGUGCACCUCGGCCCUCUGGUGGAAAGAAACACACGCGCACCGCGAAUGCACAAACCAACAAACAGAAGUACAGACGAACACUCGAACGAUCACAUCACGUCCUUGGCGGAGGUAGCAAGAGGGACAUUUUGCCAUAAUUUGCCUCUAGCACAUAUACAGUAACUGUCAAACAGUAAUUUACUUCAGAGCUGCUUAUUCUUGCCUGUCACCCUUGUUGUCACCCAGCUUGGGGACGCAAUACCCACUUGCCAAAAAACAUGUAUUAACAUGUAACAAUCCACAAACUGACGUUUCAUUAUGUUUAAGCCAUGAAGCAAAAAUAAAUUCUUCAAGGAGCAUCUUAUUCCUGUUUCAGUAUAUUGAGAAGCAACCUGAUGACUGAAAUAUAAUUUAAGUAGACAGUGUGCUCUGUUCAACUGUGUGUUGGCCAAGUACAAAUUUGUAGUAGGCAAGAUGAGAUAUAGUAUGUAUCUUCUAGUCAUGGAGACUACAGUGUAAAACAUUGCAGCCAGGUAAACGCAAAAAGGUAAGUUGCCUUGCUGCUUUAAGUUUAUAAGUUAACUCAACUCGAGCCUUUCUCAAACUUGGGGUCUGAUCUACAUGCAAGUUUGUUAGUGAAAUUGAGCUCAAUAUUUAUAGUUCAUUAUGUUGUAUUGUCUUGAGUAAGUCCUUUUGUUUAUUUGUCAACAGCGUUUAAGCAGUUGAUGGGUAAACACCGUGUGGGGUGUUGGACAUACCCUGGCCAGAUCCACACUCCGCUCAGUAAACCCUUGUGUUUUCUGCUGCUCUAUAGAAAUAGGUCAAACAGGUUUAGCAACACUGGUCAGUGAAUCAGUGGGUUGUAACCUAUGGGUGAGAAGAAACAGAGAGAGAGACAGGGGAAAAGAGACGUAGGGAGAGACAAAGAGAGAGAGAGAUAGAGAGAGAGAGAAGGAGUGCAAGUGCUGAAAAGGUCGAGAGCUGAACAGAAUCAUCAAUGUCCAAUAGCUGCAGGCUAUUCUGGCUGUUGCUUGUGAUGGGUGUGUCUUCGCCACAUGACACCACAGGGGAGGGGCUAGAGCAAGCAACCGCCUCAGGUGUGUUUGAACACUUCAAAACACACAGACACAAGCACACACAGCAACUGAAAGAACCUGACCAGGAGGGAAACACAAGACAGAGAAAAAGGGGGCCACCAAACGUGGCUCGGAGGUGAAGAGGCAAGACAAGAACGAAUAAGAGUGGAGGGAGAAUAAGAGUCUGUUGCGGCCAGAUGUCAGGAUCUGAGGCAAGCGCUCAAGUCUCUAGAUUCACUGCGUAACCAGGAAGCCAGCUGCUCCUCCUGCUUCUGUCUGGACUUGUAGGGUGCACAAGGUGGAGCCUUUACCCAUGAAAACAACGUGGUAUUGCCCACUAGACCUGGCGACUGUGUCUGAGGAGGAGGAAGAUGGCCUCAUAUACACUGUGGUAGUGAAGCAGCAGCAUGGCACGUCGCCUGGCCCCCUGGUCCCCAGGUUGCGUUCGCGCUGCGUGAAGGCAGGCACGGAGGAGAAGCUGGUGCUUCACCUGCUGCAUGCCUUCUCCAUGGGGGACUCCUCCUUCGUCUCCAUCUUCCUCUCCACCUACCGCUCCUUCACCACCACACAGAGGGUGCUCAGCAUCCUGGCCGACAGAUUGGAGAACCCACCUGGAGAGAGUAAGAGGACCCAGACCAGGCAGGCUUUCAACAAGGCCGUGUGUACCGUCUUCAGUACGUGGCUGACGGAGUACCCCGAGGACUUCCGUUCCCUGGGGGACCCCUCGUGCCUGCUGCGCCUGGCGCCCAUGCUCCCCACUGACCCGGCGGGGGCCGAGCUCAAGGCCCGAAUCCUACGAGUGGCCGAGGAGGUCAGCGAGAGGCAACUUCUCCCCGACGCACCCAGAGACAGGGGUUUCUCUGUGAGUUCCAUCGGAGGCGACAGGACGUUAUUCGAUGCUGCUCUCAUCCUGGGCUUCCCCGCCAGCUUAAUCGCCGAGCAGCUCACCAAGAUCGAGACAGAGCUGUUCCUGCAGCUGGUGCCGUACCACUGCCUGGGCUCCCUGUGGUCUCAGCGGGACAAGAAGGGGCGUGAGGGCCAGUGCUGGUCCGUGCGGGAGACGGUGCGGCAGUUCAACCGGCUGGCCAAUGCCGUCAGCGCCUCCUGUCUGUGGAGGACCGACCUGCGCGCUCAGCAGAGAGCACGCCUGGUGGAGAAGUGGAUCUGCGUGGCAGAGGCCUGCCGAGCCAGAAAGAACUUCUCCUCCCUCUACGCCAUUGUGUCGGCGCUCCAGAGCAACCCUUUGCACAGACUGAGGCGGACUUGGCAGGAAACUGACAGGGAGGCGGUAAGACGAUACGAGGAGCUGUCAUCCAUUUUCUCCGAGCGAGACAACUACUCACAGAGCCGGGAGCUUCUCAAGGAGGAGGGCACUUCCAAAUUCGCUAACCUGGACUCAAAGUCCAGUGCUCAGGGCACUGUGCCUUACCUGGGCAUCUUCCUCACUGACCUCACCAUGCUGGACACUGCUGUCAAGGACAAGCUGGAGAAUGGCUACAUCAACUUUGACAAGAGGAGGCGGGAGUUUGAGGUUCUGGCCCAGAUCCGCCUCCUGCAGUCUUCCAGUAAGAACUGCAUCUUCACCUCCGACGAGGCCUUCCUGCUCUGGUACCACAGCGUACCCACGCUGAGCGAAGAAGAAAGCUACAGGUUAUCCAAUCAGAUCGAAGCUCCUUGUGAACCCAGUCCCGCCCGCAGCGUGAACCCCACUGUCAUCAUCACGCAGUGUCCCAAUUCAAACUCUGCUGUGAGCAAUCCCAUGCUCGAUGGCGAUGGAAUAUUUGACUUCCCCUCCCCCGUCAAUCAGCUGCUGUCUAAGCUUGCCAGGCAUAUGAAAUCCCCUUCCGUCUCCUGUCUGGACGUGGACUCGUCGCCCCCUGUGCCCGCGGACCAAACCCCCACUGCCCUGACGCCCUCCACACCCAUCAAGUCCCAUCGCCGCUCUGUCUCCUGUGGCAACAACCCCGCCGGCACCCCCCAGGGCUCGGGGCCCGACAUGCGCAUCAUCCGAAUACGCAUGGACCUGCACGACGGAAAUUUAUACCGGAGCAUCCUGGUUACGAGUAAUGACAAAACUCCCUCGGUAAUCCGCUCGGCUUUGGAGAAGCAUAACCAAGACACCACGGAAGUCUCCAAAUAUGAGCUUAUCCAACUACUGCCAGAGGGGAGAGAGCUGACCAUUCCUGCCACAGGAAACGUCUUCUACGCCAUGACCUCAUCGAGUGUGGACUUCCUGUUGAGGAGACGGAAGGGAAGCCCGCCGUCCGGCUCGCCCUCCAUCAGCAGCGAGACCAGCGCCACUUUCCCCCGCGCCAAGACCAAAGCUCACCGGCUGGUCCGCACGCUCUUCUGACAUCCACUGUGUGCACGUUCAAGUAUUCGCAAGUAGUGCUCUCCCCACUGCAGAGGACUUCUGAGUCUGACCCCACCAGGUCAUCCUUGCCCUGAGUCUCCACCCAUCUCCAUCACAACAGGAGAUGAAGUUGAAACUAGAAACUGUCUGGCUGGUCCAUGUGUGUGAUAAACAAGAGCUAAGUGGACUGAACUCGGGACCUCGGGACCUUGAGACCCUGACCUUAAACUCUGCCAAGUCCUGAGAAGAGAACUCACCCCAAGUACUGACUCCACCUCAAGGACGUCAGCCUAGGAUUUGAUCACUAGGAGAUAUUUCAUAUUCUAGAGAACCAGUUCCGAAUGUUACAUAUAUUUAAUUUUAUGAAACAUGUUUCAUAUAUGUUUAGUCUUUCCUUUAAACGAAGGGCCAAUUGCAGUGGCCCUAAUCAAGAGUUUAUUUUCCAAUAAGAUGAGUAAGAAGUGUAAAGGGCACCUAUUGCAAAUUAUUGGUGUGUGCCGAUCUAUCUAGAAACCCACCUGUUUGCCUUUGGAAACCUCCGUCAGAGAUUGUCUGUAACUUGCUGCCGUAGCAGAGGCAAACGAUACAUACCUACGUGGAAACAUUACACUAAUGUUGAGCACUUACAGAUGGUACUUUGGGCGUUUUUCCAAUCACAUUGCUUUUCUUUAUGCACUCUUGCAUAUGCCCCCUGAAUGCCUGACCAUCCUUAUUACUGAACCAAAGGUUUCAAAAGUCUAACUAUUACACAUUACGCUUCAACCAUCAGAACGUUACAUUACAGAUCAGCAUACUACUUGAAGCACUGCCAACAAAGCUCAAGACAAAAAAAAUCAGCUGCAAUUUUUAAACAAGAAAAAAAAAUAUGCAAAUACUGGUGGAACAGUAGAAAAACAAAACAAAAACAAAAAACAAGAGGAGCAACAUAAGCUGGUGUGUAUAUACGUAUUUAUGCCUUAUUUGGAGUGAUGCUGAAGCUGUUGAGGAUCACUCAGUUGUAAUUUGUUGUGUUGGUUUGCCGUCAUACUCUGGUGACACCUGGAGGGUACUCCAAGGAGCUGGUUCAGUAGUUCACCAGGUAAUAUCAACCUUGAGGUAGUGGUAAAUCAUCUAAUAGAAGAGCCUGGAGUCCUCAUUUUCUUAACUACAUGAUUCCUGUGGGCUAGUAGCAUGUUUACCACUGGCUGCAGGUUAACUCAGCCAGGUGUAUCACUUAACCAAGUUCUUGGAAUACCCCGCCAGUUGUCAUUGGUUUGCUGUUGUACUUUGGUGACACCUGGCUGCCUCUCGCUGUGGUGCUGUUGAUAUCUCUGCUGAGCCGGAGGCACCAAAGAAGGGCUAGGAGGAGGAGGAGACAUAUGCGUGUGGUCUUGUUGUGUCGUGUGUAUUUGUGUGUGGGAAUGUAUGCGUGUGUUCUGUUUGUCCCCUUGUGUUGCCUGUAGUCGCUCGUUUGUUAAGUGCCUUGUGUUCUCAGGUGCCCAUGCCUUCCAUGCAUGCUUUGAACAGCACAUGGCCGACGUUCAAAGGUAGCAAGUCGUAUCUGUACAGUAUAAUAUGGCUAUGACAAAGUGAUGAUCAUGCACUACAGUACGCACUACCUGGACUUGUACUGGAUGUACAAUAAAAGUUAUGUUUUGAUACUACACCAGUGUUGUGUUCAUGUGUUUGCUGAGUAUUCGUGGCGAUAGCUAGCAUAAGAUGUAAAGGCAACAAGAAGCAGUGUGACUUGUGUGAUGUACUAUCUACACUGUACACAUGGGAGUGCUAUUCACAAUGUGUUUCUAUAAAAGAUGACUGAUAUACAGUAAUAGUGCUUAUUUCGGGUAAGCAAGAAAAGUAUUGUCUUUCAUCCAAAUUCAUGUACGUUCUUUUAUUCCAGAAAUACUGUAUGAUGCGUUAUGGUAUGGACUCGAUAAACAUUCUCUAAAAAUCAAAUGACUCUCAAAAGGUACCGACUGCACAAAACAAAAAAACCCUACAUUUUGAAUAUUGAAGAGUUUCGUUGGAAAACGGCUCAACAUUCUCCCAAAUGGAUAUACACAUUUUUGCAACCAAGCUCUUCUAUUAUACAUUAUACGUCUAUACACAGAUAAAAAAAAACAA